Messenger RNA from Erigeron canadensis, 2416 nucleotides. Its product is annotated as TORTIFOLIA1-like protein 4. The record is from RefSeq and is a predicted model, not a curated record. Lineage: Eukaryota; Viridiplantae; Streptophyta; Magnoliopsida; Asterales; Asteraceae. Bases 167 to 2032 code for a protein of 621 amino acids. Gene Ontology annotation, cellular component: microtubule. Gene Ontology annotation, molecular function: microtubule binding. The transcript is spliced from 5 exons.
UUAUACAUCUAUAUCUAUAUCUAUCUAAUUCUAUUUAGAUAUAUCGACUCAACCUGUCCUUCCACGUUCUCUCUGCAAGCAACCAAUUUCGUGUACUUCCAGUAAACACAUUCCAUAUUUCCACCGUUCACCGUCCACCGCCGUAAUCUUCGGAAUCACCACCGUCAUGUCUCUAUCAAAACGAGUAUCCUUACCACCACAACCACCGCCUUCAUCCCAACAACAAGAUCUCAAAACCAGAGUAAUCACCUGUUUAAACAAACUCUCCGACCGCGACACAUUAUCCGUCGCGACAACCGAGCUCGAGUCCAUCGCUCGCAGCCUCACCGACGAAACAUUCGCCCCGUUUUUAUCGUACAUCUCUUCAACUUCCUCGUCCGACAAAUCUUCUGUCCGAAGACAAUGUAUAAAAAUUUUAAGUUUUAUAUCUGUAUCUCAUGGUGACGCAUUGUCACCACACGUAUCGAAAAUGCUCGCAGCCGUAAUAAAACGGCUGCGAGACCACGAUACGUCGGUACGUACGGCAUGUGUACAUGCGGUGACGUCAAUAUCAUCAGAGAUUACGUCACAUCCGUUUAGUUCAUUGUCAAAACCGUUAAUUGAAGCUGUUAUGUCUGAACAAGAUCAUAACGCUCAGAUGGGUUCAGCGUUAUGUUUAUCUGCUGCAAUUGAUGCGUCACGUGAUCCUGAACACGUGGAGUUGAAAAAAAUGCUGCCGAAGUUUUUGAAACUGGUGAAAUCUGAUGGGUUUAAAGCGAAAUCGGCGUUGUUGAAUGUUGUUGGAAGUAUAGUUGGGUCGGGGUCGGGUUCGGGUUUGGGUAAGAAUUGUUUGAGUUUGGUUGUUGUUUGUUUGGUUGAGUUUUUGAGUAGUGAGGAUUGGGCUGUUAGGAAAGCUGCGGUUGAGGCAUUGGGUCGAUUGGCCGAGUCCGAAAAACGGACUUUGAUCGAUUUUAAGGAUUCUUGUGUUUCUUCGUUAGAAAAUAAAAGAUUCGACAAGGUGAAGGUAGUUCGCGAAUCAAUGAAUCAGACAUUACAAUUGUGGAAGGAGAUUCCAGGACAUGAAGAUCAAGUACCAAUUUCACCUCAAUUGACUGGCAAUUCAUCUUCUACAGUACAUAAAACUGUUCUGGAGACUCCGUCAAAGGAAACAUAUCCAAGUAGAAAGCAUUCUUCAAUUCGACGUUCGUCUCCAACUGCGACACCAAGUAGAAGCCCUCCAAAGAGUAACUACAGGAAACAGAAUGGUUCAAUGUCUAGAAAGACGGAUUUUGAGAAAGAACUGGAUUUAAAAGUUAAAGUUUCGGUACCCAAGCCUGAAUCUGCAGAAAAAACCAUGAGUGAAAAAACGGUGGUUCCUGAUACAGUGGAUACUGUCAAAAGUAUCAUUUUAGAAACGGAAAAAAGAGUCAUUUCUAAUAGAACAAGAUUUGGUUCUCGUGUGGUUCCACUAAUUGAUGACUCUGAGAUGGACAUAGACAUAGAUGGACAUGAAGUAGCAUAUUCUUAUGGAAACCAGAAAGAGGUUGAGGAUAUGUCUCGGAUACAAAAACAGCUUGUUCAGAUUGAAAAGCAGCAGUCAAAUCUCUUGAAUAUGUUACAGAAAUUCAUUGGAAGUUCUCGUAGUGGAAUGAAUUCUUUGGAGACACGAGUAAACGGGCUAGAGAAGACAUUGGAUGAAAUAUCAUAUGAUUUGGCAGUAUCAAAUGGAAGAGUUUCAAGUGCUGAUUCUUGUUGCAUGAGUACUGAAUUUCUGAGUCCUAAAUAUUGGUGGAAGGCAGAGGGGUCAUAUCAUAGUCCAAAGUCACCUUUCCGUGGGAGUCACCAAUCACCAUCUGAUAGAUUUUUACCAAAUAAAGACUUUAAUCCCGAUUUUACUAAGCUGGGAAGCCCUAGAGGAGGAAUUUCUCCAAACACACCAGAAUGUGGAUUUGGAAGUCCAGGGAGAAGUUUAGAGUCGUUAAUGAACGUUCGAAAAAAGAAAGUUGCACAAGGACAUAACCGUCACUUUGACAGAUCUGAUGGCGGCUCUUAGGUCAGUUCCGUACGACAGUGCAACAUAAUAUCAGAUCUGUUUAAAGCUGCUAGAAGAUUAUUUUUUCAUCGGUCAAGCGUAUCAGCACUUCACAAGAUCACGCAUGUUAUAUACUAGAAUCCGUCACAGCAUGGUCACUGAGAUAGAUUAUGUACAGAAAAGCCCCUUUUUUCCAUACACACAACUUUUGUCUAUUGUGUACAUGAUUUAGGUGUUCACAAAGUUACGUUUAUACUAUUGUUUAUGGGGUUCUGCUUCCAUUGCCAUUGCGAAAAUGUGUCGAUGAGAAGUGAAACUCUACCCCAUUGUUACGUUUGUUGCACUUUUUCAAAUGCUUAUCUAGUCAGAUAAGUUACAUGAAUCAAAUUCGAUUGAUUUCUACAA